CCCACCCACUUUCACAAGAGGAGAUAAAGUCAGCUUCUUCAUAUCACUUCCCUAUCAUUCUAGCUCUCUGUGCUGAAGGUGAGCAACAGGGUGAAGCCGUCAUGUCGGGAUUUGAAGUGAAGAAUAUCGAUCUGAAGCAUGGUGACAAGCUGAAAAUCAAAGGGAAAAUUGCUGGUGAUGCUAAGCGCUUCCAGAUCGACCUUGGAAAGGGUCCCAAUGAUCUAGCAAUGCACUUCAACCCUCGCUUUCAUGACGACAGAGAUGGCAAAGUGAUUGUGUGCAAUUCUAAUCGCGGGGGCAGUUGGGGUUCUGAAAAGAGAGACUCAAACUUCCCCUUCGAGAAAGGCCAUGAGAUCAAGCUGAAUGUAAAAAUAUUGCAAGAAGGUUUUGAGGUGGAACUGCCCAACGGACACACAGUCAAGUUUUCCAACCGGUUCGACGACAAGAUCACCUACAUGAAUGUGAGUGGUGACUUCAAGGUGACCUCCUUCAAGGUUGAAUAAAUGACAUGACUCUGCCUUGUCCUCAAUAAAGCUGUGAACAAUAAAACA
This is a messenger RNA of Polypterus senegalus (gray bichir), 551 nucleotides long. Its product is annotated as galectin-1-like. The record is from RefSeq and is a predicted model, not a curated record. The transcript is spliced from 4 exons. Lineage: Eukaryota; Metazoa; Chordata; Cladistia; Polypteriformes; Polypteridae. Bases 102 to 503 code for a protein of 133 amino acids. Gene Ontology annotation, molecular function: carbohydrate binding.